Messenger RNA from Anisakis simplex (herring worm), 744 nucleotides. The record is from the annotation of a GenBank genome assembly. NCBI's taxonomy places the organism in Eukaryota, Metazoa, Nematoda, Chromadorea, Rhabditida, Anisakidae.
AUGCCCGCCAGCCUUACCAUAACUCCUGCAGUUAUGCAGGUGAGUACAAAAGGCGGUCGGUUCAAACAUCGUCUGAAGUGCGUUGGAGAUCAACGAGUUGUUUUCAAAGUGAAGCUAAAGGCCAGAUACUACAAUUUUUAUAAACCUGGGAAAAUCGGUCAUGAUUACUUAGUGAUACAAUAUAUCAUCGCACCAUCCGGUUACGAUCCUCGUGAACCAUUCGUAAAAGGAGCAGAAAUUGGAAGACUUAUAUUCAAAAUUGUCGCGGUCGAAGGUGAACCAAUAAAACUUGAAGAGACGACCUUUAAAGGCGAAUUAGUUACUGAUCAUGGACAGGAGUGGGAUAAACCAGAGAAAUCGAAAGUUGCCUCUGCUGGUGAAGAUAUCAAUAAAGUAAAGACAAUGAAGCUAAAUCCGGUUGCUGAACCGGCGAAAGAAGAAGAUGAAUUGGAAGAACUAAAAGCUGCAAAGACGAUGAGGGCAGCACCGACGACAGACAAAGCGGAUGAGGUGAAUGAUUUCGAUAGAUGUAAAACAAUGAAAGCAGGUCCUGUUGCACCUGCGGAUGAUUUCGAUAGAUGUAAAACAAUGCGAGCAAACGCACUUGUACCCAUGGAGGAAAGCAUUAUAGAGAGAGAAUUCGAAGAAAAAAUGAAUACAGCAAUACAUGAAGAUGUGGGUGAUCAAAAAACUGGAAUUGAAGCUAAGCGUACGACUGGCAAAUCUUAUAAAGGUGCUAUAUAG